AUGUCUGACCUCAAAGCAAGCGUUUCGGAGACGAAGAACGGCUUUCAUGUCGAAGGCUACGAAAAGAUCGAGUAUGACUUCACCUUUAUUGACGGAGUAUUCGAUGUCGCCAACCCCAAUCUGGCAGAUUGCUACAAGCGUUGGGGCCGGGUGCUGGCCGUCACGGAUAAGAAUGUGUACAACGUCUAUGGACACAAGAUGGAAAAGUACUUUCGACACUAUGGCCUCGAUUUGAAAAUCCACAAGACCUCGAUUGGCGAAAAGGCAAAGACCAUUGACACAUUCCUCGAGAUUUGUGAUUCCAUGACAGACUUUGGUAUCAUUCGAAAGGAGCCCGUUCUCGUCGUUGGAGGAGGUCUGGUCACAGACGUUGCUGGUUUCGCUUGCGCCGCGUACAGACGCAACACCAACUUUAUUCGCAUUCCCACAACCGUCAUUGGUCUCAUUGACGCCAGCGUAAGCAUCAAGGUGGCCGUCAACUAUGGCCGAUACAAGAACCGUCUGGGUGCAUACCAUGCGCCCAUGCACACCUUUCUGGAUUUUACCUUUUUGCGCACACUACCGAUUGCCCAAGUGCGAAAUGGGUUCGCCGAGCUUAUCAAGAUUUCAUCCUGUUCUCACCUCGAGGUCUUUGACUUGCUGGACAAGUACUGCGAGCAGUUGAUUGAGUGCCGGUUCGGCAGAGCAGACGGUGCUCCUGAUGAGAUUAACCGCGAGGGCAUCUACGAGAUGCUCCGCUUGGAGUCGCCCAACCUGCACGAGAUCGGACUUGACAGAGUCAUUGCCUAUGGCCACACCUGGUCGCCCUUGCAUGAGUUGGUGCCCGAGACACCUCUCCGACACGGUCAUGCCAUCUCCAUCGACAUGGCCUACUCGGCCACCCUAGCCAUGAAGCGCGGUCUCCUUUCCGCCGAUGAGCACCGCAGGCUGCUGACCCUGUUCUCGCGUGCCGGACUCAGCAUUGACCACCCCCAGUUUGACGACGAGGUCUUGGAUAAAGGCACGGCCGCCAUCCUCAAGACCCGGGACGGCCUGUUGCGUCUGGCCGUGCCCAACCCCCUGGGCAGCUGCAAAUUCAUCAACGACGUGUCCGAGCACGAGCUGCGCGACGCCCUGCGCAAGCACAAGGAGAUUUGCCAGACCUACCCCCGCCAGGGUGCCGGUAUCGAAGCCUAUGUCGACAGCAGCGACACGGGCUACACGGAGAACGGCGAGAGCGUCGACGACGCCGCAGAAGAGGCCGACAUCCCGCCGGGCAGCAAGGUUGUCAAUGGCAGCGCCACCAACGGAAACGGAUACGGACACGCCAAUGGGAAUAGCAAUGGCGAUAUUUCGCUGCUGGAAAAGGCCAAGGCGGCUCUGCUGUCCAACGGCAAUGGUCAUGCCAAGAAGCCGUACACAAACGGAGUCAAGGUUCAAGCAUAA
Molecule: messenger RNA, 1425 nt
Organism: Pestalotiopsis fici W106-1
Lineage: Eukaryota; Fungi; Ascomycota; Sordariomycetes; Amphisphaeriales; Sporocadaceae
Exons: 5
Coding region: 1-1425 (474 amino acids)
Biological process (GO): antibiotic biosynthetic process
Molecular function (GO): 3-dehydroquinate synthase activity
Source: RefSeq, a predicted model, not a curated record